AUGAGGAUCCAAAUUAAGGGAGGAAUAUGGAAGAACUGCGAAGAUGAGGUGCUGAAGGCGGCUGUGAUGAAGUACGGCCUGAACAAUUGGUCUAGAGUUGCGUCUCUUCUGGUGAGGAAGUCAGCCAAACAGUGCAAGGCCAGGUGGUAUGAGUGGUUAGACCCAUCAGUGAAAAAAACUGAAUGGAGUAAGGAGGAAGAAGAGAAACUCCUACAUCUGGCCAAGCUAUUUCCAACACAAUGGAGAACAAUUGCACCCAUAGUUGGAAGAACAGCCAAGCAGUGUUUGGAUCAUUAUGAAUACCUCCUGGAUGAAGCAGAAGGGAAGGUAUACGACAAGAACAAAAAUCCGAGACAUUUGCGACCAGGGGAAAUAGAUCCUGCACCGGAAACGAAACCUGCAAAGGCUGAUCCCGUGGAUAUGGAUGAAGACGAAAAAGAAAUGUUAGCAGAGGCGAAAGCAAGGCUUGCAAAUACCAAAGGGAAGAAGGCAAAAAGGAAGGCCAGAGAAAAGCAGUUAGAACAAGCUAGACGGUUGGCAUUGUUGCAAAAAAAAAGAGAGCUAAAAGCCGCAGGAAUUGUUUCUACCACCACGGGAUACAAAAAAAAUGAUAAACAUAGAAUAGAUCAUGUGAAGGAGAUUCUAUUCGAAAGAAAACCAGCCAAGGGAUUCUUCGACGUGAGUGAAGAGCAGUCACUUACCCAUUUCGAUGAAAAAAAAGAUAACAAAUUUAAAAGCAUAAAAUCAAUGGACGUGAAUAAUAUAAAUGAUGUAGCAUUGGGUCCGCACGAUGACAAUGAUGAGGCAGAUGCUUCGAGGAAGAAAGGAUCGUCCAAAGGUAAACGAAAUAAUAAUGAAGAGAAGGAUCUCCUUUCAGCCAUCGAAAAUUACGACAAGCAGUACAACGAAUUGAGUCAUCUGAGAAAAAGGGUUCGACUGAAUCUACCAGAACCCAUUUUAAACGAAAAUGAAUUGGAAGAAAUAAUUCAAAUAAAUAAAGAAGCUAGCUCGUUCAAUAAAAUUAUAAAAGAACAAAAUGAAAAGAACAACCAAAACGGAUUAGCCGUUAGCAAUAUUCUCCCAAGUGUGACCAGCUCCCCUUUUAUGUUAAACGAGAGGGACAAAUUUUCAUCCAUCGGAACGAACUUUUACAGUAAAUCCAUUGCCUUUUCAAGCAAACUAGAUUUUGGCAUACGGCAAGCCGCACAAAGUAUUAUAUCAAGAAAUGUGAACGAACCCAUCAUUGGGAUGGGGGAUUCCAUACAAACAAAGCAGCAGAUGAAGAAGAAUCAGGGGGGGGAGCAGGUUGAGGAUGACGCGCACCAUCCCAAUGGGGAUGAUGAAGAAGAGUACUCUCCUAUGCUUCACGAUGAACCGGAAAAUAUUGCACAAAAUGUGCAAGCAGUGAGAGAAGAAAUAGAAAACUCAAAAAAAUUGAACCAGAAUGAAGUUCCCAUCAAAGCGAGAAACCAUUUAAAGGAGAAAAUUAUAAAUGACAUUAGGAGCUACCAAAAAAAUGCAAGUCUCUAUGCCCAGUCGUUAAUAUCUUACAAAAUUGGAAAAAAUGAAAAUUCCGUUUUGGGUGGGAAUACUCUGCUAAGCGAAUUGUACGAUGAGGAUUACGAAGAAAAAAUUGACAGAGCUAAAUUGCUCAUAAAAUCUUCCCUAGCACAUUUGCCAAAAGAAUCCAAUGUGAUUGAGUUACAAAUUCCGGAAGAGUUAAAUGAAGAGGAGUCGGAAAUAAAAUAUGAACCCGUUCAGGUAGAAAAAGACAUGCAAGAUAUCGAAAAGGAGAAAAAAAUGGAGCAACUUAAAAAGGAACAGGAAAGGUUUAAUAGCCAAAAUAAAGUUAUUAGGUGGAAUUUGCCAAGACCAUAUUUCCUUCCCCAAAUAAAUCUAACCCCAUCCGUACCCAUGCCUAGCACUCUAGAGGAGGAAACAUCAAAAGAGGUGGAAAAUGCAGUACUUAGCGAAAUGCACCUUUUGAUCAGAAAUGAUAUGUUUAAUUACCCAAUGAAAAAUGGCACGCCCAUUCAGAAAAGGGUCCCUCUAGAUAAUGUAGACAAGACGUACAUGAGAAUGGCCAUCCAGUUUGUCCAGGAUGAGUUGCAAAAUAUUACGCCAGCGAAUGGUGAUGUGGGAAAACUCGAGGAGGAACAGCCAAAUGGGUUGAAUCCCUCUAAUGAAGCCACUACGUUGCCCAUCCGCCAACAACACAAUGUAGAAACAUGGAGCAAAAUAAACGAGAAAGUACUCUUCUGCCCCGCGAAAAAAUGUUACACGUUUAUCGACUGCAUGAGCGAACGUGAUAUCAAAGAAAGUUACAAAAACACAUGCGACAAGCUUAACAACUUUAUUAAAAAAAAUGUUGAGCUAUAUAAAAAAACAGAAAACAAAUACGACAUAUAUACAAAGGGUUAUGAGCUAAAAAUUAAGGGUUAUAAAAAAUCCUUCGAUUCACAAUUCAACACGUAUAUAAAUUAUUCAAACGAGAAGGACGCGCUGAACGCUCUGCAUGAGCGGGAGAAAGCACAUGCCCGUAAGCGCAUUCAGGAGGAACGAGAGGAAAACAAAAAAGAAAUUGAGUACCACAAGUCUCUCCAGCGGCUGUACGUCGAGCUGCUUCAGGACAACAAGCGUUUGCGGGAGGGAGACACCAGAUCGGUUUCCGUCCAGUAG
Molecule: messenger RNA, 2679 nt
Organism: Plasmodium knowlesi strain H
Lineage: Eukaryota; Apicomplexa; Aconoidasida; Haemosporida; Plasmodiidae
Product: pre-mRNA-splicing factor CEF1, putative
Exons: 1
Coding region: 1-2679 (892 amino acids)
Biological process (GO): mRNA splicing, via spliceosome
Cellular component (GO): Prp19 complex; spliceosomal complex
Source: RefSeq, a predicted model, not a curated record